UGCAUAGCUGCUGUAUGUCUCGCCCGUGUGCGCAGGAGCACAGCGACCCAUUUCGCCAGACGAUGGCCAAAGCAUUAGAGGUUACUUGGCGUCUCACUUCCCUACUGUCUCUCCCCAGCCCCUGAGAAUCCCAAAACGCAUCCAUUGCCCCAAUCAUUGUGCCAGUUCCCUGGACGCGCUGUCCUUAUAUAGCCUGACAGCAGACGGCGCCCUGCCCCUGCCAAUUGGCUCAGUGCAAUGACACAGGAAGAGGGGGAGGAUCCAGUCACGAAUUACGCGUUUCAAAUCCGGUCCCCACUGACAGCCUCCUGUUUCCAGAGACCCGAUACCGGCACAGACACUAGCGACCCCUUUGUGUCCCUGCAUUUUCAGAUUUUUCUGUCUUCCAAUGAGAUGACUCAAAUGCUGCAGAGUGAAUUUGAGACAAACUGGGAAAAUGCUGAAACCUGGAUGAAAACUAUCCAUGAGAGACUGAAGAUCAAUGAUAAUACUGAAGGGCCAAGAUCUGCCCUGGCGGCCAGGUUGAGGGAGACAGAGAAAAUCUGUGCCCUGGAGCCUGAAGGCAAAUUACUCUUGGACAUGGUGCUGAUGGCAGCAGAACAUCUUCUCAGCAAGAGUAGUGAGGAAGAGAAACAUGAUAUUCAUAUCAAACUAGGGAAAUUAAAGAGCAUGUUUGAGGAGACCACAGUUUAUAUGACACACUGCCACAGUCGCAUCGAAUGGGUUUGGCUGCACUGGAAUGAGUACCUGAAAGCCAGAGAUGAGUUUUAUCUGUGGGUCCAUAACACAAAACUGACCCUAGAACCAGAUGUGGAACUUCAGAUGGGCAUUAAAGAGAAACGCUGGCACUAUGAACAAGCACAGGUUCUUCUAAGAGACGUCAACAACCAGUCAUGCCUGUUGGACAGACUCAUGGAGGAAGCUGCCUCCUUAUACAACAGGAUUGGAGACCCCAGUGUGGAUGAGACUGUGCAGAGAGAAAUGAUGGCAGAAUACAAACAAAUAAAGAAGAAAGCCAAGGAAAGGGCACGUUAUCUUGAAAAUAUAUUGAAAGAACAUGAAGCCUAUCAUAGGGAUGUCAGUGAAUUCCGGUCUUGGCUGAACAGUGUGAUUGAAAAGCUGAAGUGCGGUGUUGGAGAGGCCACAGAAUCUACAGAAUACUGGCUCAGAAUGCUGCAGGAGAUCAGCAAGGAGGUACAGAAUGGUGGGAAGAAGCUGGAAGACCUUGAAGGCAAGUCACUAGAGGUGAUAAAGAAUACAUCCCCUCUAGGAGCAGAUGAUAUCUGCAAGGAGCUGGAGGAGCUGCGCAAAGCUCUAGCAGAUCUCAAACACAUGAAUGAUGAUGAAGAGGAGAGUCUUCUCAAGGCUCACAGUUCUGAAAAUGCCUUCCUACUUUUGGCCAGGCAACUGGAAGCCAACAUAAAUGAAUUCCGGAAAGCCAUCCAGAGACUAGAGGAGAGUCUGGAAUCAGGAGAAAGGGUGAAGAGUGAAGAUGAGCUGGUAGCUCUGUGGAAAACAUUAAAUGCUACCAAGUCUGCUUUAGCUGCAGAGGAAACAAGAGGUGAAGGAGUAAAGGUUCAGCUGAAGGAACUCUUCAAGUUCUCCAAAGAUGUCCAGCCUCUUUCUGAUGGAGUCAUAGCUGCGAUUCGAGAAUACCAAAGGGCUAAAAGCAAAGCCUUUAAGCUGAGCACCGAGACUGAAUCGGCACUCAUACAGCACUUCCAGAUUCCGCUGCUGGAAUUCCAGCACUGGAAACGCAUAUGUGAGAGAGUCCUGGAUACCACGUCAAUUCCUUUGAGCGACACUCUUCUGAACCAUGAUUGCUUGCUACAGAUUGAGAGGUUGCUGGAGGAAAGUGCCAAAAUAGAAGACAAACUACGUAUUCUGAAGACGAAGAAGGAGCAAAUCAUUGGGGUGCUUGGUGAACAGAAGGCAGAAGCCUUUCUUACUGAGGUGGCAUCUGCUUCAAGGGAAAGGGAUUCUCUCCAUGUUGUUCUUCUGGAGAGAAAGAAAACCUUACUGAGUUUGGCUUCCCAGAGUAAAGAAUUUGAUGCUGCUUUUGACCAGUUGCGGAAAAAGGUGUCAACUAUAAGAAUCAAAGCUGGCAAAGAAAGUGAAUUACAGCCUGACCUUGUCGGGAAAGAGACACAACUGCAGAGAUUUGAGAUGUUUAAGGAUGAUUUGUUGAAACUGGAACCUGAAUUUAAAGAGGUAGCUUCUAUGGCUGAAUCAAGUCCCACCCACAAGCUUAAAGUCAGCCAGCUGUCUUCAGAAUAUGCUACCUUGCACAAGUCACUCGAGAUCAACAUGCGAAAAAUUAAAGCAUAUAUUAAUGACCAUCUGAUAUUCAAUGGUAAGCUGCUAGAUCUUCAGCACUGGCUCAUGGUGACAAGGCAGGAGUUGGAAUCAUUUCAGGAUAGCAAUGGGCAUUGGGAUGUUGAGUCCCGAGAGAAGGAAAUACAGAUAUUGUUGUCUGAGAUAACAGAAAAAGAUAUCCAGCUUCAACAGGUAGAAUCUCAAGGUUUAUUAGUGAUGGAGACCUCCUCUCCAGAAGGAGCUGCCCACAUUCAGACUGAGCUGAGGCAGCUUAAUGCCUCAUGGGUGUCUCUGAAACUACUCUGGGACGCUCUAGCAAGAGCGUUCAAAGACAGAGAACUACAGAGACUUGCACUACUGCCACCUACAAUUACAUUCGAGAACUCAAUAAACCAGAGAACUGACCUCCUCCCAAAUAUGGAACUGCGCUGGACCACAUCUCAGUGUGAUAAUGGCAACAAUGAAAGGAACAACAGUAAUGAUUCUGAAGAAUUUGGACCAAGUGGAAUUGUGGGCAGAAUUGUCUAUGACACCAGUCCAGAGAAUGCAACAUUAAGAUCUGAGAAAAGCCGGAUACCACAAAGAAAAAGCAAAACACCCAAUGUCAUCCAUGAAAAUGAUCCAUUAUUCACUACAGCAGAGUUUGAGAAGAGUUCUCUGUCUCUGGAAAUAAAUACUAGCAUUACCAGUGACUCUAUUCCAUCCAAGAUAACUGUGAGGACAGACAAAAGCCGAAUACCAAUGAGGAUAAACCAAACAUCCAGUGUCCUGCAAGGAAAUAGCUCAUCCUUCCCACCAGGAGAGUCUGGGAAGAGUCCAAGUACUUUGGAGAGUGGUCCUACCAGUGAAACUGUCAGUUUGGACAGUAGUCAGAUACCAAGGAGGCGAGCACAAGUAUCCAGUUUACUUCAAGUUACUGAUCCACUUAUACCUUCAGCAGAUGCUAAGGAGAGUUCAAGCAAUUAUAUUGGCAAUGUUGAAGAUCCAGUCAGCACAUCAGGAGAGUCUGGGCAGAGUUCAAGCACAUUGAAUAUAAAUACUGGAUUCCUGUCAGGCAGUCCGAAUAUCCCAGUGAAAGCACCCUCUCCAUAUAAUAUAGUCUCUGUGAGAAAAAAUAAGAAGGGUAUCAGUCUGGCAGAAUCUGUGGAUUUUGUGGAUUCAUCUCCUGUGCAAAGUAAAGAACAGAAAAGGACAGAGUCAUGUGAUGGCUACAUGGAUCUCCUGAAGGAAUUUGAGCUUUGGCUGCAGGAAGAGAAUUCCAAACUGAACACAAUCUGUAGCACAAAAACAUCUAACAGCGAGGAAAUGAAAUUUAGGCUCAGUAAGCUCCAGAGAUUACAGCUGCAGGUACCCAAGGGCCAGCGCCUGUUUGAAUCUUUGCUUGUUUCGGUGCCAGCCAUGGCUGUUACUGAUAAUUUGAGGUUGGAAGACCUACGCUACCAAUGGAUGCUUUAUAAAUCCAAACUAAAAGAUGCCGGAAGCUCAUCGAGAAUAAAAACAUCUGAAGAGCUAAGGGGAAUAACCAAGAAGUCAUCUGGGGGUCUGUGCUCCUUCCUGCACCGUGUGUGCUGUGCCGCACUUCCCCUCCAGCUGCUCCUUCUAUUUCUCCUCCUAUUGGCAUUGCUUAUCCUUCUGAUGCAGGAGAACCAAAACUGCGCCCUUUCCAACAACUUUGCCCGAUCCUUCAACCUGAUGCUAAAAUACGAAAGACCCCCUCCUACUUAAUCAGACCUUCUCUCCCUCCACUAUUACUCGGCAGCUGUGUCUUGUAUAUAAAUCUCUUAGCAAAGGCUUACAUAUUUAUUAAACCCUCCACCGCUUUAAUACAUAUUGCAGGCCAUAUAAUCCGUGAGGGGUUUCAUUUAUUAACCCUGUAUAUAGCAGCUUUGUAUAUAAGAAAAUACAGUGGCAUAUUUUAUACAAUUGUCCAAUAUUUAUAAUUCUAUGUACUGUAGGCAACGUAUGCCUUUUUAAACCAUAUUUGUAACUUGCUUGUUAUUGACACAUGUGACUGCAUGUGAAGUGUGGAUUAAGCAAUAGUUUACUGUUUCUAAUAGGUCAGAAUACAUUCCUCAAUCAGCGGCUGGGGCAGGGGGUCUAGGAUAGGAUUAAUGCUUCCUUACUGUGGUAACAGGUCAUCAUAGUAUUUAAAGGAUAGUUAUAUUUAUGAUUAUAUCAUUUCCUUGAUGGAACAACUAUUAGACAAUGACAAGUGACAAAUUAGAUCCUUGAAGCACAAGAGAGAAAGGGGUAGAUUUACUAAAGGACGAAGUGGCCGUUGCUAGUGAUAUUCCAAUCUGCAGGAACAUUACCAAUUUACUAACAGGCGUAGACGACAAUACGCUAGCGAAAGAGACCAUUAACAUUUCCAACCAUUUGAGGGGGAAGCCACAUUUGUUUUAGGGUGGGCUCAUGUCUAAGGCAUUAGAGGAUCUCUUUUGUCCAAUUCAAGCAUUUGCACCAACAUUACUAAUAAAAACAUAUAUAUGACCUAUAUGUAGCCGCCCUAUUCAAAGUGUAACUGUACUAACGAAGUAGGCAGAAUUGAGCACUAGCGAAAAAAAUGCUGGCGCUGACGAACUUCACCAACGUUCGGCUACUGAGACGCAACUUUGCAUUUUAGUGAAAUAGUGUAGUGGUACCAAAUUUACACCUGGCGAAGUGGCACGUAGUGUGGCGCAGGGUUCGCUGGCAAAGAGCUUUGGAAAGGAAAUGAUGUCACAGUAUUACAUCUCUUCAAAUGAAAAGUGCAUUAAGACAUACCAAAGAUUAUGCAGCAUCAAUGCAGUCUGGUUACUUUUUUGCCAUAGCAUUGCAUACUAAUACAGUCAUUAACAGCACUGAGCCUACCAAAAACUUGAGUUCCAAAUCAGUGUCGCUCCCACUCGUGCAGAACACAGUACGUCCUCCUCAAGUGCUCAAAUAUUCAAAAUUGUGUCGCUGUAGGAGCUCAAAAACAUGAACCUCAUGGGAAAUACAAGAUAAAAAUAAUAUAGUGUAGCGUUCUUAGAAAUCACUCACCCUGUGUCAAAACACACUCAUCCCAAAGUGUAUGAAGUGAUUGUGAAAAGAUGAAGUUAGAUAAUAGUGAGAAAGACUAACCUACUCCAAUCUUCGCUUCAGCUUUAGCGUCCCAUUAUACUAACCGACUAAAACAGUAUUAAUUGCAUAUAGUAACUUCCAUCCACAUUGAUGGCUCCUUUGCAGCUUUUUCUACUCCUUUAGGAGCAUUAAAAGAGUGGCAUGUGUGGAAAGUGUUUAAAAACUUUAAUAAAUAAAUUGUAUUGAACUUACAAACAUAUAAACCACACUUGUCAGAUUCGAAAAUUCGCCAACAAUCUCAUCCGCAGAGACAUUGGCAAUUUACUAACAGGUGUAGGUGACAAUUUGCUAGCGACAGAGGCCGUCACUAGCACAGUUUUGCGCCCUAUCGCCAGGGGCAUUUUCGCUCUCUGCAAAUUCAAUAAAGUGCGAAUUUCAAAGAACGUUACCUCUUUCAUCAGAGAUUCCUUCACCACCUAUGACCUGGCGAACUGAAAAAACACAGCUACAUCCUCCUCAAUCGUGUAUGUCAGUGACAUCAUAUCCUGUAUGCCGGAAAGUUAUUAACGUUGUAAAAAAUGCUGGUGUCUUUUAAUUUUUUAA
Molecule: messenger RNA, 5961 nt
Organism: Xenopus laevis (African clawed frog)
Lineage: Eukaryota; Metazoa; Chordata; Amphibia; Anura; Pipidae
Gene: syne3.S
Product: spectrin repeat containing, nuclear envelope family member 3 S homeolog
Exons: 28
Coding region: 238-4041 (1267 amino acids)
Biological process (GO): nuclear migration
Cellular component (GO): cytoplasm; nuclear outer membrane; meiotic nuclear membrane microtubule tethering complex
Molecular function (GO): actin filament binding
Source: RefSeq, a predicted model, not a curated record